UGUGAGCUUCUCAGAUAGAGAUGUGACACUGUGAGCUUCUCAGGUAGAGAUGUGACACUGUGAGCUUCUCAGAUAGAGAUGUGACACUGUGAGCUUCUCAGAUAGAGAUGUGACACCGUGAGCUUCUCAGAUAGAGAUGUGACACUGUGAGCUUCUCAGAUAGAGAUGCAAUUUUGGGGGGGUUUUAAUUGACAAGAACUGAUGGACACACGUUAGAAUGUUACCAAAUACUGUUACAUGUUCUGCCAAUCAGGUCUGUUCUCUUUUCAGGCCCUACUCUCAUACUGUUACAUGUUCUGCCAAUCAGGUCUGUUCUCUUUUCAGGCCCUACUCUCAUACUGUUACAUGUUCUGCCAAUCAGGUCUGUUCUCUUUUCAGGCCCUACUCUCGGUUUCAUCCUGACGCCAACAUAUACCCCUACUGUCCUACACUGUGGAGAACCGGAAAGAGAAAAUAAGACGACCAUCAUGUCAUCUGUUCAUUUCAAUCCUGGGUCGGAUUCCAAGGAAGUUAAUGGUAGUGUAGAGAAGCUGGAGGAGGCUAAGGUGGAGAUAGACGAUGGGAAGGAUGAGAGUGCUGAACCUGAUACCAUGUAUCAACUUAUUCGGAGGAAGAUUACGCCUUUUGUCAUGUCCUUUGGAUUCCGUAUGUUUGGUGUGGUACUGAUCAUAGUGGAUAUAGUGCUGGUGAUAGUAGACCUGUCUCUGAUGACGCGGAGCAGAGAUGUGGGGGACGUUCUAGAGACGGUCUCUCUCAUCAUCUCUCUGUUCUUCCUCACCGACGUACUGCUACGGGUCUAUGUAGAGGGGUUCAAGGUGUACUUCAGUUCCAGACUGAAUAUCAUAGAUGCCUGUAUCGUUGUCAUCACCCUGGUUGUCACUAUGAUCUACACCUUCUCUGACCUGACAGGGGCCAGCCUCAUACCCAGGGUGGUGACGUUCCUGCGUUUUCUGAGGAUUAUAAUCCUGGUCAGGGUCUUCAGAUUAGCCUCUCAGAAGAAAGAACUGGAGAAGGUCACCCGGAGGAUGGUGUCUGAGAACAAGCGUCGCUACCAGAAAGACGGCUUUGACCUGGAUCUCACCUACGUCACAGAUCGUGUCAUUGCCAUGUCGUUCCCCUCCUCUGGGAAACAAGCCCUGUACAGAAACCCCAUCCGGGAGGUGGCUAGGUUCCUAGAUACCAAACAUGAAGACCACUACAGAGUAUACAACCUCUGCAGUGAGAAAGGUUACGACCCCAAGUUCUUCCACUACAGAGUAGAGAGGGUGUUUAUCGACGACCACAACGUGCCUUCUCUAGAGGACAUGCUGAAGUACACUGCAGGUGUGAGAGAGUGGAUGGCAGCUGAUCCCAAAAACAUCAUUGCCAUCCACUGUAAAGGAGGAAAAGGGCGUACAGGGACUCUGGUGUGUACCUGGCUCAUUGACAGUGACCAGUUUGAGAGCGCUCAGGACAGCUUGGACUACUUUGGGGAGAGGAGAACAGACAAGAGCCGCAGCUCCAAGUUCCAGGGAGUGGAGACCCCGUCUCAGAGCAGGUACGUGGGUUACUAUGAAGUGAUGAAGACUAAGUUCAACCGACAACUUCCUCCAGAACAGAGCCUGAAGAUCAAGAGCAUCCGCAUCCACUCCAUAGCAGGUGUGGGUAAAGGGAAUGGUAGUGACUUGAAGGUGAAGAUCACUGUCAGGAAGAAGCUGGUGUUCCUGUGUGUCUGUGCCAAACAAGAGAACUGCACGGUGUUUCCUGAUGCUGGUACCAACUCGGUGGUGAUCAGCCUGCAGGAGGGGCCUGUUGUCAACGGUGACGUUAAGGUCAUGUUUGAGUCCUCUGCUGGUCUCCCUAAAGGAUAUGAAGACUGUCCUUUCUAUUUCUGGUUCAACACCUCCUUUAUAGAGAACAACAGACUGGUCCUGUCUAGAGAAGAAUUGGACAACCCCCACAAGGCCAAGACCUGGGAUCUCUACAAGGAGGCCUUUGGAGUCACCCUGUCUUUCUCUGAACCUUGACCUCUGACCUUUUAACCCCUGUCCAACUCUGAGCCCUUACCCCUGAUAACAAACCUGUCUGUGUGCCAAAUAGCACUCUGUAUAGUGGACGGUCAGACCAGAGCCCCCAUGGGGCCUGUAUAUAACUAAAGUGCUGUAUAGAGAUUAGGGUACCAUUUUGAGAUUCAUGCCUUCUCUGCCUUCUCUGACCCAUGAUAGUCCUGUCAGACCAAUGGGGCUACACCUCCUGAACUAGCCAAAGACACUCCACUACCAGAAACUACUAGCUGUGUCCCAAUCCUCUAUCCUUUCUUCUAGAGUGUGCACUCGUUCACUUCCUUUAUCAUUUGAUAAGAGAAACGACUGGCUGUGUCCCAAUCCUCUAUCCUUUCUCCCACCAAUCCAACUUGGGGAAGCAGCGAAGGUGUGUACACCCUUUUAUUUAGGAGAAAGGAGAUUAUUAUUGGGACCCUGGUGUCUGUCUGUUUGCACUGAGCCAUUAGACCUUACGUUUAUCAUUAGUCCUCUGUGGUCAUUAGACCUUAUGUUUAUCAUUAGUCCUCUGUGGCCAUUAGACCUUGUGUUUAUCAUUAGUCCUCUGUGGUCAUUAGACCUUGUGUUUAUUAUUAGUCCUCUGUGGCCAUUAGACCUUGUGUUUAUCAUUAGUCCUCUGUGGCCAUUAGACCUUGUGUUUAUCAUUAGUCCUCUGUGGCCAUUAGACCUUGUGUUUAUCAUUAGUCCUCUGUGGUCAUUAGACCUUGUCUUUUUUCUACAUUUCUGUUAACAAACAAAAAGGGAUCAUUUGGAUAUGAGGGAUGUUCAAUACUUAAAGAUGAUUGUUGUGGAGACCUUGGAAGAUUUAUGGGCCAGUUUCCCGGACAUAGAUUAAGUCCUGGACUAAACAGCUGUUUAAAUUGAAAGUGUGGUUGUUGUUGUCCAGGUCUAGGAUAAUCUGAAACCAGGCUUAUAAAUGUAACUGAAUCUAUGCUAAUAUUAUCCUGUCAAUACAAAGGGGUAUACUAAAGAGCAAGAUCUAUAAAUUAGCAAACUAAACUUUAAAUAUUCUGAAAUAUAUAUAAUAUAUAUAUAUAUAUAUAUAUAUAUUUUGUAAGGAUAAACUUGAAAUAGGCAUGGUCUAAUUUCUGAGGUUAACCUUCUUAAUGAAACAUAAAUUCGAUAGAUAUGUUUCUCGUUGUUUAUCAGUUAGCUGGCUAACUUGUUGAUCCUGCAUUGCAGCAGAGCCCUCUGGGUAGUGAAGGAAGACUGGGGUUCUGUUUCACUAAAAUAUCAGUGUUCCAGCUUAAAAUAAAUAAACAAAUAUAUUUCCACGUGU
Messenger RNA from Oncorhynchus nerka (sockeye salmon), 3318 nucleotides. RefSeq names its product transmembrane phosphatase with tensin homology (gene tpte). Gene Ontology annotation, biological process: negative regulation of cell population proliferation; phosphatidylinositol 3-kinase/protein kinase B signal transduction; cell motility. Lineage: Eukaryota; Metazoa; Chordata; Actinopteri; Salmoniformes; Salmonidae. Bases 468 to 2006 code for a protein of 512 amino acids. The transcript has 19 exons. Gene Ontology annotation, cellular component: cytosol; plasma membrane; nucleus. The record is from RefSeq and is a predicted model, not a curated record. Gene Ontology annotation, molecular function: phosphatidylinositol-3,4,5-trisphosphate 3-phosphatase activity; monoatomic ion channel activity; protein tyrosine phosphatase activity.